Molecule: messenger RNA, 2812 nt
Organism: Lingula anatina
Lineage: Eukaryota; Metazoa; Brachiopoda; Lingulata; Lingulida; Lingulidae
Product: ufm1-specific protease 2
Biological process (GO): proteolysis
Cellular component (GO): nucleus; endoplasmic reticulum
Molecular function (GO): deUFMylase activity
Source: RefSeq, a predicted model, not a curated record
CUCAUUUCCCAAGAUGGCUGCGCCCACAGAGGUAACAUUUGCCGCUGGUAUAUUCAAGGAAAAUGUUGCAUCUUCGAAUGUAGCAGAGCCAGGAGUUACCAUUUCAUCUGGAGUCUGUGAGGACCUUAUUAAUAUUUCCCCCACUUGUGAACCCAAAACCUUUGGUUUUCUUGUUGGCCCAGCUAGUUGGGAGGAGAGAGACAUCUUCAUUGUAAACUGUGCUGUACACACUAGAUCUAAGAGCAACACCCUGGUGCAGGAUCUAAGAGAAACUAUACAGUUGUUGCCUGCUGGGUUUGAUGUAUGUGGAGUGUACUGUAUUUCACCAGCAGUUACGUCAGAAUCUGCACUCGUCAAAGAGAGCAGAAAAAUACUGACCCUGGGAAUUGAGGAUGUCCUCCAAGGCAAAAACUUCCUGGUGUGUCACCUGGACAAGGGUAACCCUCUGGUGACGGAGGACACGGUGCAUCUGUGUAAUGUACAGGACAAUGAGGUGGUCAGGGUUAAAGUACACAGGGCCCAGGAGGAUAGCCUUAGUUUUGAAGAUAGUCUGAUAUUUAGGCUACGACCUCGACUACAGCUGAGGUUUGAAAAUGUACACUUACCAGAUAAGUGUCAAGAAAAAAUUGCCAUAGAAAUAGAAGACCUUCAAGACCGGUUACAGUCCAAUGCAGCAGUAUUCCACAUUCAAAACAGCUCAGUUUUAUUAUCCAAUCAAAGUGAGAAUGAUUCUUCUUUAAGUACUUUGAACACAGAAGGACUGACUUGUGCAGAUCUUUUAAAUUACAUUGAUGAUGAAGAGGAAGGAAGUAAUUCUGGUUCUAAAAAGAAAAAAAAGAGCAGAAGUGAGGAUCCAGUGGGUGUCAAUGUCCUGUUCCAAGUGACAGGUGACCUUGACACUGGUAUAGGAUGUGCCCCCAUCAUCCACUACGAACACAGUAAGGAGGACUUUGAGUUAGUUGAGCUGGAUCUCCCUCUAGAUGUUCUGGUUCUGAUCUCACAGAGAAUGCCUCUCCAGCAGAUAGUGCCAGUGUUAGUGGAGGGGUUGUGUAGACAGCUGGAUGCCAUGCACAGGUGUAUCUGUAAACACAAACAGGCAGGCAAUAAAUUCAUUGUACCACGGCCAUAUCACUUCAGACACCCAGGCAGUGAUACACUGCUCACAGUGGUGUAUCCUGAUGGUAUUACAGAGGAUUCUCUACAGCCCAUGAGGAGUUCCCUUCACAAACUGUUCAACAUCCCUGCAGACAGGCCAGUGUUCAGGCGUGCCAAUGCCCUGGUCUUUCCCUCAGAUCAGGUCUGGGAUGGAUGUCUGAAAAAUACACACAUAGGGCUCCCUGAUCCAGGAGUAAAAGAUGGCCAUAUCUACACAGUCCAGGGGACCUACUCCUAUCACCACUAUAUGCAGGAUCACUUUGAUGAUGACAAGUGGGGGUGUGCUUACAGGUCUCUCCAGACCCUGAUAUCCUGGUUCCGUCUCCAGGGCUACACUGACGUCCCCAUACCAACACACAGGCAGAUACAACAGGCACUGGUGGACAUAGGAGACAAAGAGCCCAGCUUUGUUGGCUCCAGGAAGUGGAUUGGGUCAACAGAAGUCAGCUACUGCCUGGACCACCUCCUUGGGGUUCAGUCAAAAAUUAUGUUUGUAAGCAGUGGUGCUGACUUGGGCAAUAAAGGAAGAGAAUUAGCACAUCAUUUCCAAACUCAGGGGACUCCAGUUAUGAUUGGUGGUGGGGUAUUAGCCCACACAAUAUUGGGAGUAGACUUCAGUGAAGUGACAGGAGAGCUGAAGUUCCUCAUUCUGGAUCCUCACUACACUGGGGGCGAGGAUCUGAGGAUCAUACAGGAGAAGGGUUGGUGUGGUUGGAAGACUACUGAUUUCUGGGAUAAAAAUGCCUACUACAACCUGUGUUUGCCACAGAGACCCAAGACAUAUUAGGCUAUAAAAUAGCCUGAAGACCGUAAACUUGAUUUUAUAAAUGCAGACAAUAUAUGCAUGUAGGAAAAACUCUCUUUUAUUAAAACAUGUCAUGAUCAUGAAUACCAUUCAUUUCAUCAAAUUGAUGAUAUUUCCAUGUUGGACAUAUCUGUUCAGUAUUGUAUUUGUAUCUUCUCUUGCUGUUUUAUAAGUUGUAUAUUAAAAUUUAUCUCAUAUUUAGAUUGCUUACAGUAUAAGCGAAGAGAUAUAUUAUGAGCCUCCAGAUUUUCUCUGAUGUUCUUUUAUGUGUCUGCCCUAACGCAUAGAGAUUUUGAUGUGUGAUUUGAGUGUAUUUAGAAAUGGUCAAAAAAGAAUGACUGAAGACAAUGACAGUGCCAUACGCUUAUGUGUUGCAAUAUGAAUUUAGGAGCUAAUGUUUAUGUAUGGAAUUAUAUAUUUCCAGGAUCUGAAUUAUCCUUGAAUAGCCACACCAGCGUCAGUUCAAGUGAUAUGAACUUGUUAAUUAUGUUGCAAUCAGACAUGCUGAAACUGUUGGCCCUGUGAAUUAUGGAUAAGAAAACUUUUCAAGGAUCAGUACAAUUUUUUUUUCAGUAGGUCCUAGAGACCAACAACAGUCUUAAGAGCAACCUUUCUGAAUUUAUAGUCAGUCCAUCAAAAAAUCCUUCAGACCAGCAGUUCUCACAAAUGUUUUUAAAUGUUAUUAAUUUCUAGUUGAUAUUCUGUAUUUUAAGUUGUGCCAUUACACCAGCAUAACCUGUUAUGCCACGCUAACUAGAGAACAAAUGAAUCCAAGUGCAAUAUCGCUUUUUCUGUUGUAAUUCUUAAACGUAGCAUAGACAUGAUGGUAAAAAUAAAGUCAGACAAAUUGUA